AUGAAUCUCACAGUAAGGAAUGUUAUAUGCGAUUAUUACGUUGAAAAACCUAAUGGUUACAGCAGGCCUCAUCUUAAAACCAGUGCUAAAGUGCCUGUUAUACGAAUGUUUGGCAUUUUGGAAACAGGUCAGAAAUGCUGCAUGCACGUACAUGGCGUAUUUCCAUAUAUAAUUAUUCGAACUGGUCUGCAGUUCACUCCAGAAUAUGCUUCUUUGUUAUGUAGUAAGCUUGAAGCAAUUGUUUUGCAAAAUUAUCGACGACCUAAAUUCAAUAUUGAUUUUGCUAUAUAUGAAAUCAAACCUAUAAUAGUCAAAUCUCUGUAUGGUUAUAAUAAGAACGAUGAACAUUUCGUGCAAAUUUUGUGCUAUAAUUCAUUUUAUGCUAGAAUGUAA
This is a messenger RNA of Thelazia callipaeda (thelaziosis nematode), 393 nucleotides long. The record is from the annotation of a GenBank genome assembly. NCBI's taxonomy places the organism in Eukaryota, Metazoa, Nematoda, Chromadorea, Rhabditida, Thelaziidae.